Molecule: messenger RNA, 975 nt
Organism: Adineta steineri
Lineage: Eukaryota; Metazoa; Rotifera; Eurotatoria; Adinetida; Adinetidae
Source: the annotation of a GenBank genome assembly
AUGAUAAUAUUACUUAUAAUUGUUCGAUCAACUCAUCAAGAACUGUAUUCAUGUGAUGAAACUGCUGUUUGUGGAUGUUCAUCUAAUUUUGCUUUGGUUAAUCGUAUUGUUGGUGGAGAACAAGCUGGUACAGCAACUUGGAGUUGGACUGUAUCACUUGCUAUUGCAAAUUCUCGUCUAUGCGGGGGAUCAAUAAUAUCAAGUUCAUGGAUUAUCACAGCAGCACAUUGUGUAUAUGAUCUUUUACAAUCACCCAUUACUGUUUAUGCAGGUUCGACUAUUCGAUGGUCUGGUACACAAACUCGAAUGGUAUCACAAAUAAUUGUACACCCUGGUUUCAAUGCUGACACUUUUGUUAAUGAUAUAUCUCUUUUACAACUUGAUUCUCCACUUAAUAUGAGUGAUUCUAAUGUUAGUACAAUUUGUAUGCCUCUUGUUAGUUCAUCAACUUUGGAAUCUGGUGAAUGGCCACCAUCGAAUACAUCUGUGAUAACAGUUGGAUGGGGUAGACUAUCGGAUGGAGGUACAUUACCAACAAAUCUUCAACAAGUUACAUUGGAAACAAUUGAUUAUCGUGAUCCAACAUGUAGUGUAUUACUCACUGAUGAGAAACUACAAUUAUGUGCUAGUGUUCCGGGUGGUAUUAAAGGUUCAUUUUCUAUUAUUUUACUUGAUCUUUAUUUUAUUAUUUUUAUUUUCAUAGAUUCUUGUCAAGGCGAUUCAGGUGGACCAUUGAUGAUGUUUUCGCCCAGUAAUCAAUGGAUAUUAGUAGGUUUGACUAGCAGUGGUCAUGGAUGUGCCACACCAACCUAUUCAGGUAUUUAUACUCGUAUAGUUGCAUAUAAAGAUUGGAUUCAAGCAUAUACAGAUGAAUCUUAUUGGAUUGAUGUCAAUCAUGGAAACUCUAAUUCAAUAUCGAAAAUUUGCUUUAUUUCCAUUGUAACACUCAUCUUUUUUAAAAUAUUCCAUCAAUAA